This is a messenger RNA of Thunnus maccoyii (southern bluefin tuna), 8329 nucleotides long. RefSeq names its product adherens junctions associated protein 1 (gene ajap1). Gene Ontology annotation, cellular component: cytoplasmic side of plasma membrane; cell-cell contact zone; adherens junction. NCBI's taxonomy places the organism in Eukaryota, Metazoa, Chordata, Actinopteri, Scombriformes, Scombridae. The transcript has 6 exons. Gene Ontology annotation, molecular function: beta-catenin binding. The coding region runs from base 1242 to 2432 and encodes 396 amino acids. The record is from RefSeq and is a predicted model, not a curated record.
AAAUGCUACUUAUUAGGUCAGAUUAAAUGAUUACAAAUUUGACUUUAGGUGUUCUUUUAUUAUCACUAUAAAGGUCAGCAGCAGCCUUGGAUGCCUAAAACAAAAGGCCACAUCAUAUAUUAUUAUGAACACUGUAACUCGGUCCUGAAUGCCAGCUGAUGUGACAAUAUGUUUUUGACAUAAUGCUGUAUAUUUCCAACAAUUUACACACAGUCGUCACACUUCACUCCUAUGACCAUGAUGCUUCAGUCCUUUACUGUGCGGCUCUGUACAGUUCUGUUUUGUACUGGACACUGCUGCCCAUAGUCACACUCAAUCUGACACUCAAGACUGUGCACCCAUAUGACGUGAGACACUCCAGCACAUGACAUAUUUGGCUUUAAAAUGACGUCACGGCAGUGUGGGGCUCAGCAAGCAGGUCGCUCGUCAGUCUGAGAGAAGAGGAGCAGCAGGAGGAGACGGACCAGCCUCCUCUCCUCUCGAAUGACAAAGCUCUCAUCCCCCCCUCUCUCCAACUCCUCUGAAACAACUCUCAACCUUCAGGAUUCUCCUUCGUCGCUCCCCCUCUUCCUUUUUUCAGUUGCAUCCUAAUUUUUCCUUUUUUACUUUGUCUUACCCCUCCGCACCCCUCAACACCUCCAGAGAUGUGAGUAGAUAACGAGGACCCCCUGCCAGCAGUGACUUGUCUCCUCCGUGCUUCAGAGAGCCGAGCAUCCUCAUCUUCCACCCUCAAUUUCUGGACGUUCAUCUGUCUUUCAACAAUGUAGGAGAAGGUGCGCUGUCAUUUCAGCGACGAGGAUGCCAACUACAUGGCUUGUUUUUGUUCUCCGCAGCAAAAUAUCUGUGUCUUUGCACCCUGGGGGAAAAUGAAAGAUUUGCGUGAGGGCAAAGUUUGAGCGUACCUCUUUUGGUUUCCCGCUCACCUGUCCCCCUGCACGCGCGUACCUCUCUCCUUUCAACUGAUAAGGAGGAAGAUUAUCGCCAAUUAGAACAAUUGACGAGCAACUUAAAAGAGACUUGACUCUUGUUGUGGUAUUUUUUUAGAGGGAUCUGGCAGCGUUGUUGGAUGAAUUCUGUGUGCGCAACGUUGAAGGAUAUGGCUUAAAUAAUGUUUGCGUUACUGACAGCUGGAGUAAGGUCCGUCACUUGAGUGUUUUUAUCAGCCAUUGUCGACUCUGGUGGAAACCCAUCUAAAUGGGAGGAUACCUGAAGGACUGAGUCGGAUUCGGCAGUCGAGAAAAAUGUGGAUAAAACGGAGUGUUGCGCGCAGUCCGUCUGCUUUGAGGCCAGGCAGCUGUGUGGGGCAAAGGGUGUGGAUCCUGCUGGCCAUGACCCACCUCACCCUGGACUUCUCUGUGUGCAGCCCCCUCAGUCAGGGUCUGGGGAUCAAACUCAUGCCCAAACCGGUGCCUCGCUCGCGGCCUCGCUGGCAGCCCAUCUGGGAGACGCCCAACAAGCUUCACUGGAGAACAGUGAGCCCUCUCGCCCGCCGCCUCCUCAACCCUAUCCCUCCACCACAAGACAAUAGGGCAGGGAUAGGGCCUAAAAUGAAGGGUCAAAAGCAUCGGAAGCCAGCACAUAAAGGACAAGCAGGGUGUAAGGAGUGCCGGUUAAGAUACUCUCAAAUGGAGACAGGUGAUCCUGUAAUCGCGGAAGCUCCUGCAGCUUUAUCCAGUGGGAGCAGAGGAGACACAGUGAGGUUGUUACUUAGAGCCAGGAGGCAGCUCAAAUGGGACAGCUAUGACAAGUCUCAGGAGGGCCGGACUACCACGGUGGCCGGAUAUAUCGACUGGGGACCCACAGGGACAGAUAGCAUAGAUGAUGAUAGCAAACCGGAGCCCAACAUUACGCUGUCCACCAGGGUCUCAACUACCACAGUGGCAACAACCACUAGUACUACAACCAGGCUCUCCCAAAGGACGUUCACUGUGGUGACCACACCAGAGCCCAAGAGGCUAAGCACCACCAAGGCCACUAACAACGUCGGGGAGACUGCCAAACCACCAAAGCCAUAUGGAGACCCACCAGGUUUGGCAGUUCACCAGAUAAUCACAAUCACUGUGUCUCUCAUUAUGGUUAUCGCAGCCUUGAUCACAACACUCGUCCUUAAAAACUGCUGUGCGCAGUCGGGAAAUGGUCGCCACAAUAGCCAUCAGCGCAAGAUCCACCAGCAGGAAGAAAGCUGCCAAAACCUGACAGACUUCACCCCAGCCCGGGUGCCCAGCAAGGUGGACAUCUUCACUGCCUACAAUGACAGCCUGCAGUGCUCACAUGAGUGCGUUCGGACUGCCGUGCCCAUCUACACUGAUGAGAUGAUCCAGCAAACGCCCGUCUACAAGACUGCUUACAACGGAAACAGGCCCUCCCCCACUGAAAGACAACUGAUUCCUGUGGCCUUUGUGUCAGAGAAAUGGUUUGAGAUCUCUUGUUGACAAGCUGAAGGCCUUGUUCACUUCCUGUAGGUGGAAGAGACUUCCUGAAUUCACGCUCUGGAUCCAGUUGGAAACAAUAAACACACAAAAACAGCUUCUUUUGUAAAAUAGUGUGAUCACUCUUUGGACACUGGUGAAGAUAUUUAUUUUUCUAGAGAUGACAAGCAGAGCAGCCACAACGCUGCCAAUCCAUAUUUCCAGGAACGUGCAGUCAUUUAGAUAUAGAUCAUAUAUAGGUACAUUUACAGGAUGUGUGAGGCAAGACUGUGACCGUCACGGAUGUCUCAAGGAAAACAUGGAAGUAUAUUUGACAUUUGACAAAGGCACCCAAGGAGCUGCUGUGGGUGGAAGAUGAACUGUAUUUCUGAACAAUGUGCCAAUAAUGCCACUAUGUGCCACAACCUGGAUAGAAGGAAGUUUCAACAACAACUGAUGGACUAAACAAAGAGCGCUAUAUUAACCCUGUAUCGACUCCAACUACAUUGUUUUUUUUUUGUGUGUGUUUUUUUAAAGAAAUGUGAAAGUUAAAAAAUGCUACAAAUGUAUUUGAAUAUGUUUUGAAAUAGUUUUAAGAAAUGUGUUGCAAAAGAGUCUAAAAGAUAUUUAUAUGAAGCACUAUUCUAUUAGUCGGGGAAGAGAGAAGAUGGAAAAAAGAAACGGUAUAUGCUUUAUUGAACAGUUGAUUUUAAAACAUUGUUUCUAUCGGUCCCAUUUUAAAAACAGAAUAGUUAUGUCUAUUUUUUUACACAGAAGAGUCUGCCACACCCCCAACAGCGGAGGUCCGAAGCACCUGGGAUUUAGCACUGUUAAUUAAAUAUUCCCCCACCCAAGCUCAGAAAGAAAGAGUAACCAUCUGAAUACACAUCGUGCAAGCCAAUCCGAUGCCUGUUCCAAAUGCUUAUUAUGUGAGAUUUGUAGCUGAAUUUGCUUAAACGAAAAAUACACAAAAGGUUUCUGUGGUGCAGGCUCACUGCUGCAAUGAACCCCAUAGCAGCAAAUUCAUAUAUAGAUUGUGUAAGGACCGCUACAAAAGACUGCAUGGAGCUGGACAGGACACUCAUACUGCCUCAGGUCUGUCUAGCUCUCUUGCACACUUCAUUUUGGUUUCAGUCUCAGCAGCUGUUUGGGAUCAAUUCUAAUGAUUAGUUGUGAUUCAGAUCGGAGCUGCAAUGCUGAAAAGGGUGGAAUAGAUUCAAUAUGAGCUUCACAUUCAAAUAAUUCAUGUGAUAAUUUGCAUAAAUAGGAAGGAGAUUGAAAAAUUAAUCCCCCUACAGAUAAUAAAUGAAUAUCCCCACCCAACUCCCAGAUUGGUUCACUUUUGACAAAUUAUUUCUGAAGUCUACAAAGCUGAAUUAUAGUCAGAGAGUCAAGAAGAACAUGAACCAAUUUGUUUAAGAGAAUAAAAUUAUCCUCAGUUUUUAAACAUAGACUUUGAGAAGCUGUGAAAGAGGUGCUGCAAAGGGGCGUCCCUCAGGAUCAAAAUGAUGUGCAUCAUGUGUUUUAAAUGCUGAGUGCAAGCAGGAAGGAAUUCCCUCACCAAAUGUGGUUAGUUCACUUCAGUGCCAGAUCCACUCAACAGUUUGAGGACAAUUUUUCUACCAUAUCAGAAUUUCAGCUAACACAGACAGUAUUUUGGGGAUUGGUGACAAAUAGAUUGUUUUAUUUUGUGCUAAAGGAAGCAGAGCGAAAAUAUGAUAGACUUAUGAGAAAGAAGAGUUGAAUUUUAUUCUUUUAGAAACCUAAAACACUCAGUGUCAGUGUAUUGUUGAAGUAAGAGGAUUAUGACAAGCCAAUCAGCCACCGCCAAAUUGGUUUAAACUAUCUCUUAAGUAAAGGUGAGGAAACUCCAUGGUCAGGCAGGACAGUAAAGCUCUCCUGAGAGCAUUCUAGCACCAAUAAUUUUAUUAUCAACCUCAAGCUCUGAAAGACAGAUUACCUUUGUGCUCUGAAACUUUUGAGCAGGCCGCCUAUAAAUCUACCUUUAUUGUGCUGUGGGUUUGUACAAAGCACAAAUACAAUUCUGUAAUUGUAAAUGUUUUUGGCUGCAGACAGCAAUAUGUACAGAUCAAAAAGGAGGGUUUUAUUGUGUGUCGACAGUGGAUCUCCAGUAAUUCUCCUUAAAGGAUUCGAGAAAACAGGUUGUUCCAGUGAGAUCAGUAUCCGUAAAUGUGAGCCAUUCAGGAGGUGCCAAGAUGGUGUGGGAUAAACACUGUGGUGCAAAACUCAAAACUGCUUUUGCCCAUUCACAACAUAAAAACCACUCUCAUGAAUGACCCAUACCAGUUCAGCCUCACAUGUGUGUCAGGCUGCGGAGUUGCUUCUUUGACAUAACAUAUAUUUUUUUGAAUGAAGAGUGUUAUCUUAAUAGUCAGAGGGUUAUGAAAACUUAAUGUAUAUUAUACAUGUGUAAAUGUAUUUUCUAUAUAUUUGCUUCUAUUUGUGUACAGGUGUGUUAUAUUUUUCAAAACCUCUCCUGUUUUUGGGAAGGUUUCAGCUAGGUCGGGGAUAGUGUCUUUGUUUACAUGUGUAACUACGGUAUUUCUUUCAAAACACAAAACUAACCUUGUGCCAAGCUUCCUACCUGCACUUUCAAGCAGUACUUGUAUUAUAUCUUUAGCUAGCCAGUAUAAUACUUCAGUAGACGCUGCAAUAGUUCAGAGACUGGAGAGUCAUUUCCAGGUGGAAUGUGUGAAAGUAACAGUGCUGAGUGGUUUGAAGAAAUGUUGUGAUCAUAUCUUGGGUUCUGCUGUAUUCAUGGUUGGCUGGGAAACCAAUGACUUGCUGUUCUUAAACAUCAUUUCUACAUGAAUUAUAAUAUACAGUGUUUCAUCACAUGAAUAAUAAACAGUGUAAAUCCAACAGUAGCUGCCAAGAAACCAACUUCACUUGAUCUAGACUGGGUUGCAUUCAUUUGUCAUAUUUCUCAUAUUGUAUUUGUAUAUACAUAUCGCUACAACUGCCCCAGACAAAUGUAUGAUUUGUCACAUACUUUACUGUAAUAACUGCGAAAACUAACAAAUAUUAUAUAUUAUGAGCAUAUGAAAUAAUCAGGGAAAGAAUUGUAAAGAGAGGAUGGCUAGGACUUUGUCUGGAUUUUCCUUUUUGCUGCAACUGCUAAAAGAGGUACACAUAAGGAUGUGGGAAACUAUUUCAUUUAUCAAGGUUUUUUAAAGGAUAAUUCUAGUUUAUUUCAACUUGGGCCUCAUCUUUAAGUAUAGGCAUGGGUUGGCAAUUCUGGUCUGUUGGUUGGCUGGUCCACCUCUUUGGUCCAAACUGAAAUAUCUUAAUAACAAUUAGAUGGAUUGCCAUGACUAUUUGUAUAGACAUUCAUAGUCCUCUUAAUAAGAAUCCUAAUGAAUUUGGUGAUCCCCUGACUUUACUUCUAGCACCAAAAUCAGGUUGACAUAUUUGGCUCAUAGCGUAAUGUCUUGACUACCGAUUGAUGUAUUACCAUAAAAAUUGGUUGAGAUAUCUUUGGUGCUGACAAGAUGAAACCUAAUGACUUUGGUAUUCCUCUGAUCCCUUGACAAGCAUGCUAACACACUAAACUAAGAUGGCGAACAUUGAUGUUCAUUGUCAUUGUGAACAAGUUAGCAUGCUGACAUUAGCAUUUAGCUCAAAGCAUUGCUGUGCUGCCUCACAGACCCACUAGCAUAACUGUAGACUCUUUGUCUUGUUAGCUUUGACCAACAUUUCUAUCGGUUAUGAUGACAUUGUACAGCAAUAUAGCUACACUGAAAUCCUCCAAACUGUGUGCAUGUAGCGGCAUGUUUAAGUAACCUACAUAAGGUUGGUUAUUUAACCUACAGUAGGUUAGUUAAUCCUUCAUUUCAGCCUGUAAAUUAAUGUUUUCAACAGACAGUUUAGAUAUUCAUUUUACCAUUCACCUUCCUUUUCCAAAUAAGUCACUAGUGUUUGCUAACAAUUUAUCCAACUGUUCAUGUUACCCUAUCUGAGUUAUUUUUAGUGAUGUUGCCACAUUCCAAGAUCUCAACAAUUAACUUGGUGAGUACAAUGUUAUAAUUACUGAAAGGAAUGAUGGCCAAAAGUAUGAAAAUUAGAUCCAAGUUGUACUAAACCUGAAUUAUCCAUUAAGCAUACAUACUGCAGAUUGUUAGCGAUCUUUGCUGAAAUAUCAUGAAGGUUUUCCCAAUCACAGCCACAACUUUAAGAAAUUCGGUCUGCUGGCCAUUUGAGACCAUGCAAGUUCUGAACUGCUUUGAAAACUGUUUUAUCAAAGGAGGUACUUGUGGUUGCCAAGUUUCUGUACUACUUACACUGUACCUGAUAAUUGUAAAAUGUCAAUGUGAGCCUACUGAAAAUCGUUGAAAUUUUUGUACCAAGCUGAUAAUGUGUGGGACUGACUUCUGAUUCUACCAAAUCUGAUUAGACAAAGGGGAACUUUGACAUUUUGAAUUUCUUUCUGUGUUUAAUACUGUGGGGAAAAGGUUUCUAGGGUUUCUAGGUAAGGUCACAGGGAAAAGCUUGUUUGCAUUGAUUAAAACUGUAGGGAGCUGCUAGCUAAAAGCGAUCCACUUUGCAUUUCUGAAGGACAUUUAGAUGAGGAAAAAUUUAACUCGCAGCUGUGAUAUCAACAGGCACAUGUAUCUGGAGACAUUGGCAAACAUCACCCUUCCUCCUUUUACCUCUGUCUGAAAUCCAACUGAUAUGCAAGGAAAUGCCUUACUGCGUUCUUGCCUUUUCAGUUUAUAUUUCAGGAUAGCUGAUGAGAGUGGUGUAUUACAGCUAAGAGGGAGGAAAAUGAUUCCACUCCACUGGUCAGAUUUGAUUCAGGUAACGUGAGAGCAAUGCAGGCAAAGGCAGGGAGAAAGGGGAGGGGGAGCUUGUAGAAAAGUCUUAAAUAGACACCAAAGACUUGACAUGCCUUUUUUCACAACAAAUGAAUAUUUUGCGGCUCCCGCCUCUGUCUCCUCAGCAAGCCACGAAACCUAUGUUCCCUUCAGCACAAACAAGCUAUCAAUCAGCAAGGCUUUUCCUGUCAAGAUGAAGGAUGCAGCGCGCAUUCAUCUACAGGGCCUGUGAUUCCUGUUUGCAUGUCAGACAUAAGAAGUGGACCUUAUUGACAUGUGUUGUUUGAAUUAGAUGUUGGCUCCGAGGCCAGGGCUUGUUUUUUCCAUAUCAUCGGAAGCAUUCACACGAGAGGAGGCGAAUCAAUGUAUCGAUUAUGUUAAAUCAUGGCCUUCGGGUUUCUGAAUUUCCGAGAAACAUGUUUCACAGCCAUCAGUGAUGGUGAUUUAAAUAAAGACAGUUAUCAAUAGUAGGUUUCUCAAACAACAAGGUGAGACUCAACAGAGCACCAGAGAAAUAGUUAAUUUAACACUGAAGAACGCAACUCAAAGGGAAGGAAAAGGUUUAUCUUUAUAGACUGAUAUGUAUCUCACUGAAUCCAUUUUUUAUCCUGUCAGAAAACUGUAGCUCCUCACUCCGCUUCUCCUCAUUGUUAAAAAAAAAAAAAAAUCACGUACUGUGCGCUUACUGUAUCUAAAGUGGAGGGCUCCGACUCUCCUCUCGGGUCAUGUUUUUACUUUUCUAUUCACAAGAGCUAAGGCACUGUCACUGUCAGUGCUUAUCAAUACAGUCAAAGACUUGAAAAAAAAACAAAACAGCAGCACUUUGUUUGCAAUAUCACAAUUCUCUAAUAAUCCCUCUGUUAGAAGGUGAUUUGCAUGGAGGGCCUCUGACUGCCUUCAGAACAAAGUGAAGAUCUGGAGUGAGAGACAAGGAAAUUUGGGAUAACAGGAAAACAGUGAUUCAUGGUUGCAUAUUUUCAGAGUUGUUGAAAAUCUGAGUGGACAGAGGUGUAAAAAAUAUAAACAUAAAUAGCAUACGUACAGUUUCAAUUUCAAGGGGUGAGGAAGUUGUACAGGAUUAUUUUC